AUGACUAGGCCGGAGGCUGAAGAUGUGACAGCAAAACACAAAGCGAAAAUCGAUCCUCAUGAUCAGCGAAGUUUCGUCAACAAUGCCUUACACCUCAUCAUUUGCGCUGCUGGGAUUUUGGGCUUCUUUUUUGCUUUCGGAGUCUAUCAGGAAAAAAUAGUGCAAGGGAAGUAUGAUGGAAACGAUAAGUUCACCUACACACAAGCGCUUGUGUUCUUCGUUUGUGCCGCCAGCUCGAUCUUUGCCUACUUCUUUAUGGGUGAUGGAGGACAUGAUAAUGUUCCAAAACGUUACUACGUUAGUUGUGCAGCGAGUUAUUUAUUGGCAAUGCUUUCCAGCAACCAAGCUCUACAAUAUCUUCCCUAUCCGACACAGGUGCUGGCUAAAUCCUUUUUAUUCAUCGUCUUCGGUGUGGCUCUAUUCAUGUACAAGGACAAGAAAACGGCACAAGCUGAAGGCGGAAUUGGAUGGGGAGAAAUUUUGUUGAUUCUUUCGUUGGCAUUUGAUGGAACGACAACUUCGAUUCAAGAUCAGAUUAAAACUCAUUACAAGAGAACUGCGUUGAGCAUGAUGUUUUAUAUGAACUUCUUUGCAUCAAUCUUUUUGAUAAUUGGACUCGUGGCUACGGGAGAACUUUUUGAGUUCAUUGCUUUUGUCCAACGGUAUCCGGAGAUUUUGUGGUCAUUGAGCAUUUUCGCCAUUUCAAGCUGUGCUGGACAGUACUUCAUAUUCAAAACCGUGCACGAAUUCUCGCCACUAACUUGCUCAAUCAUCACUACGACACGGAAAUUGUUCACGAUCAUCAUCUCUGUUAUAUUCUUUAGCCAUCCGAUAUCAGAACGUCAGAUGGUCGCCACCUUCAUAGUAUUCGCUUGUUUGUUCCUUGAUGCGAUGGGCAGCAAAAAACGACCAAAA
Molecule: messenger RNA, 915 nt
Organism: Mesorhabditis belari
Lineage: Eukaryota; Metazoa; Nematoda; Chromadorea; Rhabditida; Rhabditidae
Source: the annotation of a GenBank genome assembly